Messenger RNA from Westerdykella ornata, 3316 nucleotides. RefSeq lists its product as uncharacterized. Lineage: Eukaryota; Fungi; Ascomycota; Dothideomycetes; Pleosporales; Sporormiaceae. Gene Ontology annotation, cellular component: nucleus. Gene Ontology annotation, molecular function: ATP binding; ATP hydrolysis activity; DNA binding. The coding region runs from base 46 to 3219 and encodes 1057 amino acids. The record is from RefSeq and is a predicted model, not a curated record. The transcript is spliced from 3 exons.
AUCUAUCGUUGCUCGUCGAAAAUAUUCGUUCACGCCCAUGACCACAUGAAUUCGGACUACUCUGACAUACCUACUUCCUUUGACCCUAGAAUAUUUUUACAGUCACAACCCGAUAUUCCCACUGAAGACGCGGUCGCGUCUGAUUCACACUCCGACGAACUAGACGCAAUACGUCAGUGUAUCAAGGAGGAUAAGGCAGAGCAAGAUCGGCUUGGAAUAGUAAUCCGACACAGAUUGUGGAAAACCGCGGACGUAUUCAGGAGUGAAGAGGACCGCCCAAUUGACACUACUCCUUCUAAACCUCCAAAGUCGUUGGGGAACUACAGCCUGCCAUCUUCACCUCCUAGUCUCGGUAUGCCACUCGCAUCGUCGCCUAUCACCUACCCACCGAGCUCUAUACCGCAACAUACCACUCCACAGAAAAGAAAGCAUUCUGGAGCAGGGCCGAGUCCUCUGAAGCCUAUACCGCCGAACCAGCAAAAUAAGCGUGUGGCUGGCUUCUUAGACGAUUCGGAUGAUGAGGACCAGGUCGCAGAGCUAAAGGAGCAUGCGCCAAAGAGGAGGGCGAUUAACGUCAACACGGAAUUGCGGAAUGAACUAGACAUUGACACGCCACCUGCCAGUCAGGAAGACAUCGAACGGUUGCAAGAUUUACAGCUUGAGAACGAUGCACUCGUUCCGGCGUUUUCGGCAGAGCAGCCAUCCAGUAUCUCAGAUGAACCCUCUUCCGCACAGCCCAAGCGCGGAGCUGUCGCGAAGACGGCUGCUGGAAAGGCGUUUUACCUGCGAAAGAAGGGCCCAAGAGAGACUGUUGCAUUUGAACAACUUAUUGCAUCACGUUCAGUCGCUACCGAGGGUCGGGCGCGAACGAGCUAUUAUGGAGUCGACAUACAUAAUCUGAUGGAUGAAGCCAGAGUUAUGGACGAAGAGCAGGCACGGCUGCGGCAAGCAAAGGACAAUAAUAGCGCACAACCCUCUAUCGAACCGACUGUGCCGCAGCCGAGACAUGGAAAGAGCAGUAGGACACUGAUGUGGACUGAGAAAUAUCGCGCAAAGAAAUUUACAGAUCUGGUCGGAGACGAGCGAACACAUCGGUCAGUGCUGCGAUGGUUGAAGGGCUGGGAUUAUAUUGUCUUCCCCGGGACGGCCAAGGUUAAGCACAAGAGUGCGAAGAAGUUUGACGACACUGAAGAACACAGGCACCGGAAAGUUCUCCUUCUGACGGGACCUCCGGGCCUUGGAAAGACUACACUGGCUCACGUGUGCGCACGGCAAGCUGGAUACGAGGUACAGGAGAUUAAUGCUUCGGACGAUCGCAGCGCUCAAGUGGUCAAAGGUCGAAUACGCGAUAUGGUCGGAACCGAAAACGUGAGGGGCGUCAAUACCACUACAAAAGAUGGGAAGGUCCGCAAAGCUGGGAAGCCCAUAUGCGUUGUUGUGGACGAAGUGGACGGCGUGGUCAGUGGAAGCACUGGAGGCGGUGAGGGAGGGUUCAUCAAAGCUCUCAUCGAUCUGAUCCACCUAGACGAAAAGAACUCCAAGCUAGUUGGUCAGCAAACUUCUACGACCGGAAGGAAGAAAAAAGGCGACAAGUUUCGUCUACUACGACCCCUCAUACUCGUUUGUAAUGACGUCUAUCAUGCUUCACUACGUCCGCUGCGGCAGUCCUCGCACGCCGAAAUCAUACAUAUUCGGAAACCGGCGCUGAAUAUGGUCGUCUCACGGAUACAUGACAUCUUUGGGAGAGAAGGAAUACAUGCGGACUCUGACGCCGUCCGUCGCCUGUGCGAAGCUACCUGGGGAGUGAGCACCAAGAAAGAGGGUGGCACGGGAAGUGGCACAGGCGAGGGCGACAUCCGGGGUGUCAUGGUUGUGAGCGAGUGGGUCGCAGGACGAUUGCGCGCGGCAAAAGACAACAGUUCCGAAUCCCCACGUCUUACUAGACAGUGGGUCGAGGCGAAUGUGAUUGGAGAUCUGAACCAUGGCGGCGGAGCUGCUCGUAGCUUGGGACGCGGCGGUACCAAGGAUGUUGUUGAUCGCGUUUUCCGUGAAGGGGCCGGGUUUCCUAAGCAAGCAGAGGCGAAUAUUGCUCGGAAAGGCAUCCAAGGUGUCAUUGGUGUUGCAGAAGCCGCGAAGAAGCUUGCGCUGGAACGGCUCCAUGAGAUGGUGGAUACGAGCGGUGACAUCGAUCGGAUCGUGUCCGACUGCUUCGCCGCAUACCCUGAAAAGCCAUAUCAGGACGACACAUUUCUAUCCAAACCUUGCGCGGUCCACGAAUGGCUGUAUUUUCACGACAUGGUCUCUUCUUCUGUACACCUCUCCCAAGGAUGGGAAAUGGCGCCGUACCUUGCGCAGUCAGUCCUAGCUUUCCAUGAUCUUUUCGCUUCACCGCGACAGCAGACUUCGAACCCAACGGCCGACUCUGACGCCGAGCCUACGCCGUUUUCAGGAUCCGGGGCAGCAUAUGCUGCUUCCGAAGCUCGCAAGGCUAACCGAGCUCAAUUGAUGGCACUACAGUCAACGCUUAGCCUCCCACUAACUCGACUGUUCCGCUCUCCGGAGGAGCUCGCGACCGAACUCCUCCCCUAUGUUCUGCGAAUGCUUUCUCCGGAUGUUAAACCCGUGAUAGUCAACACGGGCCCUUCUGGUUCCAAAUCCGUAGCCAUGGCAUCAGUCCGCAAGGCCACAGAAAAAGCAUUGGUCAAGAAAGCCGUCGAGGCAAUGGCUGCUACCGGAGUACGCUUCGAAAGGAGUAGAGUAGAGUUCGAUGAUGUCGCCAAUCGGAGCGGUGGAUGGGUACUUCGUAUGGAGCCACCGCUGGAUCAGCUUGCUACGUUUGAGACUCUUGGUGGGAAGAAAGAUGAAAAGGUUCGGUAUGCGGUAAGGAGUGUAUUGGAGACAGAGUGGAAAAAGGAAAGCGUGAAGAUGAAUGCUGAGGCGAGAAAAAGGCGGGGUGGGCAGGUGGAUGAUGAUGUUAUUGCAAAUGGAGACGCGGCUGAAGACGAGGAUGUGAAGAAGGAUGCAGGAAAGGAGAAGGUCACAAGAGACUUCUUUGGAAGAGUGAUCAAAGCCACGCCGGUGCCUGCAGGGGCGCCGGGCGUGAAGAAGACGGAACUUAAGAGCGGAGACGAGGGGCGGAUAUGGGUGAGCUUCCAUGAGGGCUUUUCAAAUGCGGUUAGGAAGCCCUUAACUUUGGAUGACUUGAUGAGAGGAUUAUAAGCACCUGCUCCGUUUAUGGCAUGUUAUGAAGCAGCAUUACACCUAGCGAGCAUACUAUUGGAAUUAUGUAGUCAUGUAGUCACAUUCUUUUCCCGUC